AUCAUGGGUUGGGACAAGGUCAGAGAUUCGACGAAUAUCAGUCUGUGUAUAUUCAUAGAAAUGAUCGAAUUCUGUCUCAAAAACAGCUACUUUCGCUACAGAGACAAGUUCUACGUCCAGCUGUUCGGUACAGCGAUGGGCAGCCCUCUGUCGCCCAUCCUGGCGGAUAUAGUGAUGAAUACUCUCCUCGACAACAUGAGAAGGCAGAUUCCGUUUGAAAUGCCUGUCCUCAAAAAAUUUGUUGAUGAUCUGAUCUUAGCGCUUCCUGCAGACCAGAUCGACAUGGUUCUAGAUAUGUUUAAUGCCUGCAACCCACAUAUCCAGUUUACUAAAGAGGAAGAAAUUGAUGGCAAGCUCCCAUUCAUGGAUAUGGUCGUUACUCGAAACCCUGACCAAACACUGUCCACUCAAUGGUAUGCAAAGCCAAUUGCAUCUGGCCGUUUGCUCAACUAUUGAUCGUUCCAUCCCAUGAGCAUGAAAAUCAACGUCGCGGAAAACCUAAUAUUGAGAGUCAACCGCCUCACCAACAACCAAACACUUCAACAACAGAAGCAGAUAAUCUUCAAAAUACUCCGAAUGAACGAUUAUCCGGCAAAGCUCAUCAACAGGCUGACCAAUAAGCUGACAAACUCCCAACCGCAUCAAAACGAAAUCGCCACGGCCGAAAAUCCGCCAGAAAACAGCCAAGCCGUAAACACAAACAACAACAAUGAUCAUGGGGCGCCCACCGAAAACGUCCUGUACCGCUCGCUACCGUAUGUUCCUGUCCUCUCAUCCCAAAUCAGCAGAAUCCUGAAAAAUCAAAUUCCGAACGUUAAAAUUGCAUCCAAAGCAAUAAACACCACGGCGAAGAUUAUCGGCAACAACAAAGAUCCAGUGGAACCGCCGCUUCAGUCAAACGUCGUAUAUCGAAUACCAUGCAACGACUGUCCAAUGGUAUACAUCGGUAUGACUAGGAACUACCUACGCCAACGAAUGUACGGGCAUCAAACGGAUAUCAACAAAUACAACACCAUGAUAGCAAACGGCAUCAACGAUACACAGCAGCAGAUGGAUACAGUAGGUGGACACACAGCUCUAAUAGAACACAUAAUCAAACACAAACACAUGUUUGACACAAAUAGGGUUGAAAUCAUUGACAAAACACACAAAACUAGCAAUCUCCCCAUACUGGAAAUGUGCCAUAUAAGCAAUACGGCCAAUACAGUGAACCGGAGAACCGAUGUAGAAGGCCUCAGUAUCAUCUAUGCAGGGAUACUUCACACAUACAAAACACGUCUAAAAACCAACUCGGCUAGAAAUGACAACACAAACACUAAUGUAACACAACAAGUUGACCUGUAAUGGUCUAAAAAAGCGCCAUAGCGAAAGCUCACCAUUUUGAACGGGCAGUUAAACAGUGUCCGUGAUCAGUGGUGAAAACGUAGAAAAUUAGUAGCAAACUAAAACCACCCACAACUAUUCACGCUAAAAAUGUACGACAAGCCAACACACGAUAUAUGUUCACAAACGUAAACGAUAGAUCUAAGUAUGUACAAUUUUGAUCAGAUGUCGAGCAUAAAAUUGAAUAAAAGACCCCUUUUCAGUUUCCCCUAGAAGAAGGCUGCCAAGAACAGCCGAAACGUCGGGCAGUUAACAAACUACCGUUUGAAAUCAUAAGACUGAAUAGCCGAAAACUCCGAGUAACAGAAUCUACCAGUCGAAAACCA
Messenger RNA from Aedes albopictus (Asian tiger mosquito), 1709 nucleotides. RefSeq lists its product as uncharacterized. The coding region runs from base 469 to 1344 and encodes 291 amino acids. The record is from RefSeq and is a predicted model, not a curated record. The transcript has 2 exons. Lineage: Eukaryota; Metazoa; Arthropoda; Insecta; Diptera; Culicidae.